GGUUUCCCAGCAACAUAACAUGAACAUAUGAAACAAGAAGCAAUGUUCAACAAAGUAGAUCUACCUUUGCAACCCCGGCCCCUCGAGCUUUCUUUCUCCAAGCGCCCCAAGCCACUUCCUAGAGAUAUUGAGGAAUGGCUGCACGGACAGGAAUGUUUGACUAUAGAUGAACAAACUCAGUGGCCCAUUGAGUGUUGUUCUACCAGUAUGACUCAGCUGGACAGUCCACUCCAAGGAGAGUGUCCCACCUUGUUUAAAGUUGAUGGUGAUGGUGACAAAUUGUUAUCACUCGAGGCCAUCAGGGAGGAUUUGGAGAAACACUCUUCAUGGGACUCCUCAUUCCUUGAUUCUGUCGCUCUGCGUCUGCAGAAAGUGGAAGAGAAACUGGACUGGUAUGCAAACAGGUUUAUCUGUGAUGGCCAUCCACUGGCCAUCGAAAGAAACAACUCUGAAAGCGUGGCUGGGGGACUCAAGAAUAUCACCAAUAGAGCAUUCUUGACUGAACUGUGUGACAUGGACUUGAUUAAUUCAAGGAAGCUGACUUCUGAAUUGGAAGAGAAAAAGAUACCAUCACUGAUGAAUAGAGUUGUACCGAGUGGGAAAAAAGAUGAAAAAACAGUUGAUGUCGUUCACUUCCCUGGAUUUAGUAAUACUCUAACACUGCCAUCAAAAGUGGAGGCACUUUCUAUUCUUGACCUGGUCACCAAAGCUCAGAUACCACAACAGUCUGCCCUAUCUAAAGCAUGGAGGAAAUUCUUCUAUAGUGAUGCCUCCACAGCACUCCUUACUAAUUCAUUUUGGUGGAUAUGGAUGAACUGCUUCAAGCCUGAUCAAUCUUUGCAAGCUGCUCUCUUUGAUAUCAUCUGUGAGAACUUUGUCGUGCUCCUCACUGGUAUUGACGAUGGACAGAAGGACCCUGUUUUCAUGUACUACCCUGACUGUUUGUGUCAAGCUAUCUACAGUGCAUUCUGCCAAGCCUUUCCUGACUCAAACAAAGUCAUUAACUCUGACAAAUUCCUCGACUACCUCACCAAUCUGAUCUCAGAAUGGAUCACAGGUAUCAAGGUCGGUCCUGGUGUGUGGAGGAGAUGGCCGCGUUUUCUGUUGGAUCCCUAUCACACUACCGCCUCCAGCAAGGGCAGACCGUUUUCUAGUGCAAGGGCACCGAACCGAGAGGAUGUUAUGUCCCUCUCCAUGCCCACGACUCCUAACAAUUUGUCAUGGCAACAGUCACGACCAGGCUAUCAGUCUCAGAGCUCAAGAGUUCAAUUUCAACAAGCCAAAGAUGAUAGCAGAGAUUCAAGUAGUACUGGUUUCAGACGUCUGAUGAGUGGUACUGAGUCUAAUCCUAGGGAAAGCCCCUCUCGUUCUGCUAGAGCUCAGCCUCUGUCUAGGUGGAGGGGCUCAGGCUCACAAGAGAAUGAGUCCACCCCCACUCACAUUGGUCCUGGCCCGAUAUUUGAGUGUGUGCGGUUCAGCAUUCUGGGCCGAAGUCCUCUCCUCCAUCACUUCAUGAUCCGGCACAACCUAGUGGACCUUGACACUCCUCCCGGCCCCACCAUCAGCAGACGACAGGUGAAGGAAUUGCCACGCCCAUGUGUCGGGUACAAGGAUCUCUUGAGAAAAUCACAGGAGGUGUCUGAUAACAAAUAUGAGCAGUACAAGAGAGAUAUUUCUAAGAGUGUACAAGAAUCUGUCAGCUGUCAGAAGCAUCACAUCGCAGAGCGCAAACAGCUAGAGACACAAAACCAAAGAAUACUGUCUCACCGUCACGAGGUGGCUAUUCUGGCCGAGAAAAUACUAUCAAAAAAGAAAGCAGAACAAAUUAAUCCUUAGCUAGCAUAGUACAGUAGAAUUUUCAUCAAUGUGCUGUAAAAAACAGGGGAUCUAUAGUCACAGUGGCGCCAUAAUAAGGAUACUCCCAUUACAUGUCUAUGGGCAUGCCAUACAUUUUUCCCAUAAGGGCUGUAAACUGUACAAUCGUACACACACAUUCACUUACUGCAGGCUUAUUAUGUUUUCACAAUUGUUAA
Molecule: messenger RNA, 2033 nt
Organism: Halichondria panicea
Lineage: Eukaryota; Metazoa; Porifera; Demospongiae; Suberitida; Halichondriidae
Product: protein FAM227B-like
Exons: 15
Coding region: 28-1836 (602 amino acids)
Source: RefSeq, a predicted model, not a curated record